UGAUUCUCUGUCUUGGAGCUGAAAAAUACGUCUCAGAUCUACAUUUGUUCAGGGGAUGUUAGAGUCUGUGUCGUUGGGUCUACGUUUGGUCCGGUUUUAGAGCUCCAGAAGAGGAUCUUUGAGGCGUGGGAGGUGAGGAAGGCGAUUGAGAGCAAGAGGAACGCAGCAGAGACUAUAUAACCUGCUGACAUGUUUUUUGAAAUCUUCUGUGCCUUCAGAUCUAAUGCUGCCGUUCAGGCUUUCUGUAUGAAAGAGAGGGAGGCCUCAGAUUGAAAAGUUUACAGUUAUGUGCGUCUCUCUGCGGUAGUCUACGUGUUCUGUGUGUCCGGUUCUCUGAGCACCAUGUCAGAUGACAUCAAGACUUUGACGUGGAGGAGCAUGUCCCCCAUCGGCCGGUCGGAUUCCUCAGAUAUGUCCCCCACCACUCCUGUCGGCAGAGAAAGCAUCUUCACAGUGAAAAUCAUCAAAGUCUGCUUCCUCAGCAACAGCUCCAACCUAGGGAAGAACUUCAAACUGGUCCGCUGUGAGGAUGGGUGGACUAUCAAGAAUGUCAUCCAUACGGUGCUGUCCAGCGGCUGCGUGGGUCCAGACAUAAAGAACAGCCUCUGUUACGGCCUUCUUCUCAAACACCUCAAGUCCUCAGAGAUGCACUGGCUGCAUCCAGAUCUGACUGUGACCGAGCUCACCCAGCGCUAUGAGCAGCAGCAUGUGGAGGCUGAGUGGAGAUAUGACCUGAGGAUCAGAUACAUCCCAUCAAACUACAUGGAGACCUUUAAGGAAGAUAGAACAACCAUGCUCUACUUUUACCAGCAGGUACGAAGUGAUUAUAUGCAUCAUUAUGCCUCCAAAGUCAGCGAUGGGAUGGCCUUACAGCUCGGCUGUCUGGAAAUCAGGAGGUUCUACAAAGACAUGAAUCCUAAUGGACUGGAGAAAAAGUCCAACUUUGAACUGUUGGAAAAAGAAGUAGGGCUGGACUUGUUCUUUCCCAGAGAGCUCAUAGAGAGUAUGAAGCCCAAGCAGUUACGCAGGAUGAUCCAGCAGACGUUUCAGAGCUACUCGACGUUUCAGCAGGACCAGUGCAUGGAGAAGUUCUUCACCAUGUUGUGUCAGUGCUACAGCAUCACCGAGGAGAGCUACGGCUGCCAGCUGGUGCAUGGCUGGAAUCUAGCCAUAGACUUGGUCAUAGGGGCAGAUGGGAUCAGUCAACAAAGUGAUAACGCUAAACCCGUCUGUCUGGCCAAGUUCUCUGAUGUCCGCAGCAUCUCCUGCAGUCUCGAAAGUGAUGGCCGCGCCCUUCUAACCGUGCACAUAGAGGGCUCCAAGCAGCCGCUCGCGGUGAACACUUCGUCUUUGUUUGUGGCAGAGAACAUGGCCGAUUUGAUCGACGGCUACUGUCGAUUGGAGGGAAAAGCCGAGAGUUUAUACAUAAUUAGAUCAAACAAAGGAAGAGACACAAGGCUAAAACUUCCUGACAUACCUCAACGAGUGAAUCCUACUGGUCCUGAUCGAGGUUUAGGUUCUGAUAUUUAUGCUGAGAUUCCAGAACAUACAGCAAUCUAUGAUGAUAAACACCGGAUCUCCAGAGAUGACAUUGUUGUAGGUCGGAUCCUGGGGGAAGGUUUUUUCGGGGAAGUGCAUGAAGGAGUUUACAAAAGCCCAAGUGGAGAAAGAACACGGGUGGCAAUCAAAACAUGCAAAGACUGCUCGGGUGACGUGAAGGAGAAGUUUCUAAGUGAAGCUGAUCUUAUGAAAAACCUGGACCACCCUCACAUUGUGCGCCUCAUCGGAGUCAUCGAGUUCGAUCCAGUCUGGAUUGUCAUGGAGCUUUAUGAACAUGGAGAGCUGGGAAACUACCUUGUGGAGCAGCAGUACAUCCUGAGUAUAGCAAGGUUAACCCAGUACUGUCUCCAAAUCUGCAACGCCUUGGCUUACCUGGAGGGACUCAACAUGGUACACAGAGAUAUAGCAGUCAGAAACAUCCUGGUUGCAUCUGCUGAAUGCGUCAAGCUAGGUGACUUUGGGCUGUCUCGCUACGUUGAUGAUCAAGAAUAUUAUAAAGCCUCAGUUAGUCGAUUACCAAUCAAAUGGAUGGCCCCUGAAUCCAUCAACUUUAGGCGCUUCACCUCAGCCAGUGACGUCUGGAUGUUUGGAGUGUGUGUCUGGGAGAUCUUCUCGAUGGCCCAGCAGCCGUUCUCCUGGCUGGAAAACGGACAGGUGAUCAACCUGCUGGAGUCGGGGACUCGGCUCGGCAAACCCCAGAAGUGCCCUCCCACCAUCUACAGCCUGCUUACCCGCUGUUGGUCCUACGAGCCGCACAGCCGUCCCACCUUCAGAGAUCUCGUCCUCUCCUUCAGAGAAAUUCACAAGAUGGAGCUGGAACAGGAAACAGACUUUAGAAGAGUAAGGUCACACUCUCUGUCUUGCACCUUAGAGACCGGCCGCACAGAGCCUCCACCAAAGCCCUCCAGAAAUCAUGGUAACACCCUUGCCCGUAAAAAGGUUCCGGAGAAAGAUGGCAGGAAUCUGUGGGCGAAAGAGCAAGUGGAAGACACUUUGCAAAGACAGAGGAGAGAGAUGCUGAUGGACAAAGAGUGGCUGGAGCAAGAGGAGAGGCAACUGGAUCCUUUUGUGAGACAAGAUUCACAAACCAAGCUUCCGGAAAAAAGGCCCCAAAACGGUCCCCCAGAGAAACCACCGAUGCCUCCAGCUGCCUCACAGCCUCGGCCCACAGCUGAACUGGACCGGUCUGGAGACGAGGUCUAUACUGCCGUCAUGGCCAUGGUGAAGCAGGUGGUGCAGCUGAAGAAUGACGUCAACACGCUUCCUGCCUCGGAGUAUCCCACCGCCGUCAAGGCUGUAGGAAUCACUCUGCGCAGCCUGAUUCAGAAGGUUGAUGAGAUUCUGCCAUCUCUGCAUUGUUCCAUCACCACAGAGAUCGAGGGCACCAAGAAGCUGCUGAACAAGGAUCUGGGGGAGUUGAUCAACAAGAUGCGGCUGGCCCAGCAGAACUCUGUAACGUCCCUGAAAGAGGAGUGCCAGAAGCAGAUGCUGGCAGCUGCUCACACGUUGGCAUUGGACUCUAAAAACCUGCUGGAUGCCGUGGACCAGGCCCGGGUCAGAGCCAACCUGGCAAAGCCCAAACCCAACUCACAGGACGCAGGAGAAGAUUCUCCACAAUAAGGGAAAAAUUCACAUCCCAGCUUGACACAGAGUCGAUUUUUUUAAGAACAUUUGGAAUUUAUUCUGCAUAGGCUUCGUAAAUACAGACACACGCCCACAAACUUAAACUGAAGGAAAAAAUAUUAUAGAAAAAUGUGAUAUUUUAUCUAGAAGCAGCCGUUUUAUUCUACAUUUCGUUUUUAAAUUUUGAACACUGUGAUAAUGAGCCCCUGUUUGACUUAUCAAUGAAAAAAUAUUUCUUCAAUACUGAUGUUUAACUGCAUAUGUUUUUCUGCAGGCAGAGUUGUGAAUGGAGCAUUUUGUAUAUACAUUGAA
Messenger RNA from Cyprinodon variegatus (sheepshead minnow), 3495 nucleotides. Its product is annotated as protein-tyrosine kinase 2-beta-like. Gene Ontology annotation, cellular component: focal adhesion; cytoskeleton. Lineage: Eukaryota; Metazoa; Chordata; Actinopteri; Cyprinodontiformes; Cyprinodontidae. Bases 343 to 3180 code for a protein of 945 amino acids. Gene Ontology annotation, biological process: signal complex assembly; protein phosphorylation. Gene Ontology annotation, molecular function: protein tyrosine kinase activity; ATP binding. The transcript has 29 exons. The record is from RefSeq and is a predicted model, not a curated record.